Brienomyrus brachyistius is the source of this 5467-nucleotide messenger RNA. It is a transcript of the gene ankrd28a, whose product is annotated as serine/threonine-protein phosphatase 6 regulatory ankyrin repeat subunit A. Gene Ontology annotation, cellular component: cytoplasm. Lineage: Eukaryota; Metazoa; Chordata; Actinopteri; Osteoglossiformes; Mormyridae. The record is from RefSeq and is a predicted model, not a curated record. Gene Ontology annotation, molecular function: protein binding.
UUCUGUUCUCUCUCCUCUUCUCUCUCCCUCUGUCCCUCUCUCUUUCUCCUGUCCUCCUCUCUUCUUUUUCCUCCUCCUCUUUCCCUCUCUGUCCCUCUCACUCGUUUUCCUGCCUCCUCUGUGUCCUCUUUUUUCCCCUUUCUAUCUUUCCCUCUGUGUUCCCCUCCCUCUUUCCCUCUCUGUCCUUCUGUCUCGCUCUCCUUCUCUCCCCCCACCUCUCUCUCUCUGCCUCUCUCUCUCACCGGUGUCCUGUUUCUUCACGGCUAAAGGACUCUCCUGUCACCCGCUGUGCUGAUUGUUUGUGUGUGUGCGUAUGUGUGUGUCCGUGCUUGCGUGCGGGAUCAGCCGGCCCGUGUGAACGGUGUGCUCAAACCCCUCCCCUCCAUGCGGGAUUGAAGGGAACACAGGAAGAGCUUUGUUGUAGUAGUCAGCUCGAUCGCUGGGCUCCGGCCAAAGUGCUGCUUUCAGCAGCUCUUGCUCCGGAUGAAUGGAGGACGGCCAUCGCGCGCCGACUCUCACCGUCGUCCAGGCUGAUCGGGGGGCUGCCUGCGCACCCCUGCGUGGAUUCGGCAGCAUCACGCGGGCAUGCGGCUCCGCAGCGGAAGGCGCGGAUGAGCCGCGUGUGCAUCGUGGUCCUGGAGGAGGAGGAGGAAGUGGAGCCCUCCUCCUUUCGCUCCAGAGAGCCUCCAGCACGCUCUCCCCGGCACGGUUCUGACGCAGACUCCGCACAAGCCAAGCCUUCGCUCCUGAAAGCUAUUUUUAAUGUGGAUCCCGAUGAAGUCCGCUCCCUGAUAUUCAAGAAGGAAGAUGUCAAUGUACAGGACAACGAGAAGAGGACGCCUCUGCACGCCGCCGCGUACCUGGGCGACUCGGAGAUCAUCGAGCUGCUGAUCCUGUCAGGAGCGAGGGUUAAUGCCAAAGAUCACAAGUGGCUGACCCCGCUGCACCGGGCUGUGGCAUCCUGCAGUGAGGAGGCUGUGCAGGUACUGCUGAAGCACUCGGCCGAUGUCAAUGCACGGGACAAGAACUGGCAGACGCCGCUGCACGUAGCUGCAGCCAACAAGGCGGUGCGCUGUGCAGAGGCGCUGGUGCCGCUGCUCAGCAAUGUCAACGUGUCGGACCGCGCGGGCAGGACCGCCCUGCACCACGCCGCCUUCAGUGGCCACCUGGAGAUGGUGAAACUGCUACUUUCCAGAGGUGCCAACAUUAAUGCCUUUGACAAGAAGGACCGCCGGGCGAUCCACUGGGCUGCCUAUAUGGGCCACAUAGAGGUGGUGAAGCUCCUGGUCUCUCACGGUGCCGAGGUGACCUGCAAGGACAAGAAGGCGUACACCCCACUCCAUGCGGCCGCGUCCAGUGGCAUGAUCAGCGUGGUCAAGUACCUGCUGGACCUGGGAGUGGACAUCAACGAGCCGAAUGGGUAUGGCAAUACGCCGCUCCACGUGGCCUGUUACAACGGGCAGGAUGUGGUCGUCAAUGAGCUCAUCGAGUCUGGGGCCAACGUCAACCAGGUGAAUGAGAAGGGCUUUGCGCCGCUGCACUUCACGGCGGCCUCGCGACAUGGGGCGCUCUGCCUGGAGCUGCUCGUCAGCAACGGCGCCGAUGUCAACAUCAAGAGUAAAGAUGGGAAGACUCCUCUGCACAUGACCGCCAUCCAUGGCCGCUUUUCCAGAUCCCAAGCCAUCAUCCAGAACGGGGCCGAGAUAGACUGUGAAGACAAGAACGGCAACUCCCCCCUGCAUAUCGCAGCACGCUAUGGCCACGAGCUGCUGCUCAACACGCUCAUCACCAAUGGGGCCGACGCUACCAAGCGUGGCAUCCACGGCAUGUUCCCACUGCACCUGGCGGCUCUUAGUGGCUUCUCAGACUGCUGUCGCAAACUCCUAUCAUCCGGCUUUGACAUCGACACCCCCGAUGACUUUGGGAGGACCUGUUUACACGCGGCGGCAGCUGGAGGGAAUCUGGACUGUUUGAAUCUGCUCCUCAACACUGGGGCCGAUUUCAACAGGAAGGACAAAUUUGGAAGGACGCCCCUGCAUUACGCCGCAGCUAACUGUAACUACCAGUGCCUCUUCGCCCUGGUUGGCUCUGGGGCAAGUGUGAACGACCUGGACGAGAGGGGCUGCACCCCACUGCACUACGCGGCCGCCUCUGACACGGACGGAAAGUGUCUGGAGUACUUACUACGUAACGACGCGAAUCCCGCGAUCCGGGACAAGCAGGGUUACAAUGCAGUCCACUACGCCUCGGCAUACGGCCACCGCCUGUGCCUGGAGCUGAUCGCCAGCGAGACGCCCCUCGAUGUGCUGAUGGAGACCUCAGGGACGGAUGUUCUGAACGACUCUGACAACCGUGCCCCUGUCAGUCCUCUGCACUUAGCGGCAUAUCAUGGGCACCACCAAGCUCUGGAGGUUCUGGUUCAGUCCCUGCUGGACCUGGACGUCCGGAACAGCCAGGGCCGCACACCACUGGACCUGGCUGCCUUCAAGGGCCAUGUGGAGUGUGUGGAUGUGCUCAUCAACCAGGGAGCGUCCAUCCUGGUGAAGGACUUCACCCUGAAGCGCACGCCGAUCCACGCUGCAGCCACGAACGGCCACUCGGAGUGCCUGCGCUUGCUGAUUGGGAACGCGGACCUGCAGACUGCUGUGGACAUCCAGGACGGAAAUGGCCAGACCCCACUGAUGCUGUCCGUCCUCAGCGGCCACACGGACUGUGUAUACUCCUUACUCAACAAGGGGGCCAACGUGGAGGCCAAAGACAAGUGGGGCAGGACCGCCCUGCACCGCGGGGCAGUCACCGGCCAUGAGGAGUGCGUCGAGGCCCUACUACAGCACAACGCCAGUUUCCUGGCUCGGGACUGCAGGGGGCGCACUCCCAUUCACCUGGCGGCAGCCUGCGGGCACAUCGGGGUGCUGGGGGGGCUCCUGCAGGCUGCCCAGUCUUUGGACUCCGUGCCCAUCAUCACAGACAACCGGGGCUACACGCCCCUGCACUGGGCCUGUUAUAACGGCCACGACACCUGUGUGGAGGUGCUGCUGGAACAGGAGGUCUUUCAAAAGAUGGAAGGGAACUCAUUCAGCCCCCUGCACUGCGCUGUGAUCAGUGACAAUGAAGGAGCAGCAGAGAUGCUGAUCGACACGCUGGGCCCCAGCAUCGUCAAUGCCACUGACACAAAGUGCAGGACGGCUCUGCACGCCGCCGCUUUCACGGACCACGUGGAGUGUUUGCAGCUGCUGCUGGGGCACGAGGCCCAGGUGAACGGCGUAGACGGCUCGGGGAAGACGGCGCUCAUGAUGGCGGCCGAGAACGGGCAGACGAACGCCGUCGAAGUGCUAGUGAGUAGCGCCAAGGCAGACCUCACGCUGCAGGAUGCCAACAAGAACACUGCUCUCCACUUGGCCUGCAGCAAGGGACAUGAAACAAGUGCCUUGUUAAUACUGGAGAAGAUAACCGACCGGAACCUCAUCAACUCGACGAAUGCAGCCUUGCAGACGCCUUUGCAUGUGGCUGCCCGCAACGGUCUGACCGUGGUCGUGCAGGAGCUGCUGGGGAAGGGCGCCAGCGUGCUCGCGGUCGACGAGAAUGGUUACACCCCUGCCUUGGCGUGUGCCCCAAACAAAGAUGUGGCCGACUGCCUCGCCCUCAUCCUGGCCACCAUGAUGCCCGUGUCUCCCAGCAGCGCCAGCAUCCCCAGCCUGGGUUUCAACGCCAUUAACCACUACUCCAGCCCGUCCAAAACGGUGACCUUUGACACUCUGCCCACACUGAGGACCGAGCACAGCUCCUACUGCAGUUUCAACAACGUGGCCCGCGAGGACGGCUUCUAUGCCCCGGACGACGAGCUCAACGACUCGGACUCGGAGACCUACUGAGGACCCCAUGUGUACCCGCUUCCCCGACUCGACCCUGUCCCUGUCUUAAUCGCUAGGGCCCGCCUGGUGGAGACCCACCCCCCCAGCCGGGUGUCCCGAAGACUCAGGAGCCUUAAAUCGUUGGAGAGAGCGGGAGAGUAGCGCACGCUGGCCCACACUGUUUCUCACCUACCUGUGCUUCUUUCCUUAUCCUCGUCGGCGGUGCCAGAAAUCUUUCCAGCUUUCUCGUGACUCUGUUCUUCUUUUGUUUUCCGAAAUGAAAGGAAAGUUUUAAACAUGAAUUAAAAAAAAAAUAAAAAAAUACCGUCUCCCAUUGAGCCAACCUGUCGGCAAAACUCGGGCGGCGUGCCGGCGUGACGCAAGCACUCGGAGGAAACGAGGCCAAAGGGACCAAGUGGCGAGCAGGUGUUUGCAAGCCCUCGUUUAGCAUGAAUACGACGUAAAAGGAAGAAGAGAGACAGGGAGCGAGGGGUCGUGUCGGCCGUGGGUAAUUUAUUGUGUCCAGUGACAGAGUUCUGAUUUCUGUGACGUCUCGGUACACUCGCAGAUUUCAAGAUGCGCCUCCUCACCUCAAUAAUCAAAUACUGGGGAAGAAAAAAGUAAAUUAUUUUUUGGGACGAAAUUUUAAUACGAUGGUCUUUUCUCACGCAUUUCGUACGUAUGAUUUUUUCCGAGACCAGCGACGCGUGGUGCAGACAGGGUUUUUACACUAAAGCUGCAGUCCCCGUGCGCUUGCCAACCACCUCUGACCGCUUCCCCGUCACCCCUCCCCACCCCACCCCCCCACGGUCCAGACCGCCAGGACGGUUUCACUCGCGGGCCAGCGGGGAGUGUAGCGGGAGACGGAGAUCAAACCGUGAGAAUAAGCUGUCCCUUCCAAUGCUUUUGUUACUUUAGAAAUAAAAUCACUGUUUUUCUCCUUUUUUUCCAUGGCGAUAUCAGUUCUUUUCGCCUCUCCACGUGCCUUCUGGAGCUGGACGGGGGCGUCCACCCUCUGCCUCCGCCGCGGAGUACAAUUUCAGCCUGCAGAAUUGUUAUACAAUAAUAACUUAAGCAAAGUAAAGCACCUAUAUUUUCUGUCCCGGUGUGCGUGGGGCAUCCGGUACCGAGUAGCAGCGCGCCAUCCGGUUAAACAGGCUCGAUUAGGUCCAAUUUGGCCAUAGCUUAACGAGAGGGGACCUCGACACUAAAACAGUUCUGAAGGAUGGCAUCAAACAACAGGCCAGUAGCACAAUGCAGACUGAGACCUUAAGCCCAUGGAGAAGUAAUCAGUGGCAGGUUAGCCUGACUGGUCUUGUAAUCCCAUUUUGUUUUUAUUUCUUUGUUUGUUUUUUUUCCCCUCCGUCUGUGAAGCCAUUUUGUUUGCGUGUGUUUAAUUAAAAUCUUAUUUCAAAAAUCUAUUUUAAACUGGAUUUGUGUACAAUGCUGAUUUUAUGCCGUUGGAAUGGGAUAGUCUCUCUUUCCGGAAGGACGGAGCUGGCUUGUACAUAGUAACAGUGACCGCCCGGACACUUAUACCUGCGUCCUUUCAGUACGUCUGGGAUUCCUGUAUAUUUUAUGGAUAAUAAAAUCCAGAAGUGGGUUAUGUAAUUUAA